AUGGCUAAAUAGUUUUACUUAAUUUUUUCUGAUAAAAAAAUAAAGCUGAAAAGAAAAGUAUAUAUCCUUGGAAGGAGUAAGGCUUAAUCAUCGAUAGUGAUUAAAAAUGAAUCGAUUAGUAGAUAACAUGCUAAAUUAAUUGUUGGCAAAUCUAGUAUUACUAUAUAAGACUUGGGAUCUGCUAAUGGAACAUAAAUUAAUAAUAAAGCAAUAAAAUAAAAUUAGCUAGUUUUGCUAAGAGAGGGAAUGAAAAUAAAAUUAGGGGAAUAUGAAUCAGAACUAGAAAUAUAAUAUGAAACUAUUGAUAGUGAUAUCGAACUUUCCAGAUCUAGAAGCAGAUCUGAUUCAAAGAAAAAAACCUUAUAAAACAAAAGUAAUCAAGAAUAACAAAAAAAGUAAAAAAUUUGGAAUAUGGGAGGAUUGAGUAAAGAAAAUUAAGACAAACUUAAAAAAUUAAUGGGAGCNUAUAUGUUCUUUUACAAUAAUUAAUUGACUGGAUCUUAGAUCAGAAUUUAUAAAACUAAAUAUCUUCGAAUUUAUAAAAUUACCUCAACUAACUCUUAAAAACUGAUGUAUCUAUGA
Molecule: messenger RNA, 582 nt
Organism: Paramecium sonneborni
Lineage: Eukaryota; Ciliophora; Oligohymenophorea; Peniculida; Parameciidae
Source: the annotation of a GenBank genome assembly